This is a messenger RNA of Boeremia exigua, 3567 nucleotides long. Its product is annotated as splicing factor 3B subunit 1. The coding region runs from base 1 to 3567 and encodes 1188 amino acids. The record is from RefSeq and is a predicted model, not a curated record. Gene Ontology annotation, cellular component: U2 snRNP; catalytic step 2 spliceosome; U2-type prespliceosome. The transcript has a single exon. Gene Ontology annotation, molecular function: mRNA binding. Gene Ontology annotation, biological process: spliceosomal complex assembly. Lineage: Eukaryota; Fungi; Ascomycota; Dothideomycetes; Pleosporales; Didymellaceae.
AUGCCCGGUCCGCGCGCAGGAAAGAGUUCUAGGGCCAUCGGUCCCUCCGAUGGGGGCUCAUCCGGCAAACAGUCCCUGAGUGAAGCACAGGACACAGAGUUGUAUGGCCAAAGCGACAUGUCAGGCUACAACCUGUCUAUCGCCGCUGCGGAUGGAGACGAUGAUAUGGAAGAUGUCGGACUCAAUGGAAGAUCUCUUGUUGGGCAAUACACAGCGUCGAAGGACAUGCUAAACGAGUUCGCGCACGGCGAUACUGCGGAAGCAGACAUCCUCGAUAGCCGUGAGAAGCAGGCGCAGAUCGCUUCGCGCGAAACCGAUUAUCAAAAAAGAAGAUUCGAUCGUAGACUGUCACCAGAACGUGCCGAUGCAUUCGCGAAAGAUGGACAAGGCGAGGGCGCCACGUACAAGGAGGUUAUGGCGGAGCGACAGCUAGAGCGUGAGGAGGAGCGCGUAAGGAGGGCUAUCGAGGACAAAGAGAAGAAUGGUAGCAACGAAGUGUUGGACCACAAGCCUACGCUUAAGGAUGAUGCACCGGCACCAGUCAACGGCGAUAAGACUCCACCUAUGGAGAAGAAGCGCAAGAGAAGAAGAUGGGACGAGGGUGGCAAAGAUGAAGCUCCAGUCGUGAAGACGGAGACGGAAAAAGAGCCAGAGGUGAAGAAGUCGAGAUGGGAGACAGGGUCUGAGGAGCAGAAGGCACCAGUACGAUCACGAUGGGACACCACAGCAGUCGCACCCUCGAGCGGCGCAACCCCAGCACCGGCCACAGGUGCGAACGGUGCGCGCCCUGCGGCGCCCGCAUACGCCUUCGGCACAGACAUCUCCAACCGCAACGCCCCGCUAUCCGAUGAGAUGCUUGACAUGAUGUUGCCUGGCGAAGCCGAGGGCUACAAGGUGCUUGAGCCACCACCAGGCCACGAGCCGGUACGCCGACCAGUGGGUGUACCACAACUACCCACAGGAUACCAAGGCUUCUUGAUUCCAGAAGUAGACAACAGUCUGGCAGCUAUGGGCAAGCAGCUACCAACUGAGAUACCCGGUGUUGGAGAUCUACAGUUUUUCAAGAACGAGGACAUGAAGUACUUUGGUAAGCUCACCGAUGGGGCGGACGAGAAUGAGAUGACCGUGGAGGAAUUGAAGGAGCGCAAAAUCAUGCGACUGCUUUUGAAGGUGAAGAACGGUACACCUCCGAUGAGAAAGACCGCUCUGCGACAGCUUACAGACAAUGCCCGUCAAUUUGGUGCAGGGGCGCUCUUCAACCAGAUAUUGCCCUUGUUAAUGGAGCGCACGCUCGAGGACCAAGAGCGGCAUUUGCUGGUUAAGGUCAUCGACCGAGUUUUGUACAAGCUCGAUGACCUUGUACGACCCUACGUGCACAAGAUCCUUGUUGUCAUUGAACCGCUUCUCAUCGACCAAGACUACUACGCACGAGUGGAGGGCCGUGAAAUCAUCUCCAACCUCGCAAAGGCAGCUGGCCUCGCCCAUAUGAUCAGUACUAUGCGCCCAGAUCUGGAUCAUCAGGAUGAGUACGUACGCAACACUACAGCUCGAGCUUUUGCUGUCGUUGCAUCUGCUCUCGGUAUACCAGCUCUUCUUCCUUUCCUCCGCGCUGUGUGUAGGUCCAAGAAGUCAUGGCACGCUCGUCACACUGGUGUGAAGAUCGUGCAGCAGAUUCCUAUCCUAAUGGGUUGCGCUAUUCUACCUCACCUAAAGGGUCUUGUCGAAUGCAUCGGAGAGAAUCUCAACGAUGAGCAGCCAAAGGUCCGUAUGGUCACAGCUCUCGCCCUUGCCGCCCUCGCCGAAGCCGCCAGUCCAUAUGGUAUCGAGUCAUUCGAUGAAAUUCUCAACCCCCUUUGGACAGGAGCACGCCGACAACGUGGCAAGGCCCUCGCUUCUUUCCUGAAGGCUGUAGGCUACGUCAUCCCUCUCAUGGACGAAGAGUACUCCAACUACUACACCAGUCAGAUCAUGGAGAUUGUCAUUCGCGAGUUCCAGUCACCAGAUGAGGAAAUGAAGAAAGUCGUGCUGAAGGUGGUCUCCCAGUGUUCGAGCACAGCAGGUGUCACGCCUGUGUAUUUGAAAGACAAUGUGCUGCCAGAGUUCUUCAAGCACUUCUGGGUACGACGCAUGGCUCUCGACAAGCGAAAUUAUCGUCAAGUUGUAGACACCACCGUCGACCUUGCUCAGAAGGCCGGCGUCGCCGAGAUCGUUGGCCGCAUUGUUAACAACAUGAAGGACGAGAACGAAGCCUACCGCAAGAUGACCGUCGAAACUAUUGACAAGGUCAUCAGCACUCUCGGCGCCCACGACGUUGACCAGCGCUUGGAGGAACAACUCAUUGACGGUGUCCUCGUCGCAUUUCAAGACCAGACUAUCGAGGACCCUAUUGUCAUUGAUGGUUUCGCUACUGUUGUCAACGCAUUAGGCGAGCGUACAAAAACUUACCUCCCACAGAUCGUUGCUACAGUUCUUGCCCGCCUGAACAACAAGUCUGCUACUGUGCGACAACAAGCGGCGGACCUGAUCUCACGAAUCACAUUCGUUAUGCAGAAGUGCGACGAAGAUCCACAGCUAAUCAAGCUUGCUCAGGCAUUGUACGAGUACCUUGGCGAAGAAUAUCCAGAAGUGCUGGGUUCGAUCUUGGGCGCUCUCCGAGCGAUCGUCACUGUCGUCGGCCUUCACGCCAUGCAACCGCCCAUCAAGGAUCUUCUGCCCCGACUCACACCAAUCCUUCGUAAUCGACACGAAAAGGUGCAGGAAAACACCAUCGAUCUCGUAGGACGUAUCGCUGAUCGUGGUGCCAAUUAUGUCAACCCGCGUGAAUGGAUGCGAAUCUGUUUCGAGUUGCUCGACAUGCUGAAGGCACACAAGAAGGGCAUCAGACGUGCUGCCAAUAACACGUUUGGUUACAUCGCUAAAGCCAUCGGUCCUCAGGAUGUGCUAGCUACACUUCUGGGCAACCUUCGUGUGCAGGAGCGUCAAUCCCGUGUCUGUACCGCCGUCGCCAUUGGUAUCGUCGCCGAAACCUGUGCGCCCUUUACAGUUCUACCUGCUCUCAUGAACGAGUACCGUGUGCCAGAGCUCAACGUUCAGAACGGUGUUCUCAAGUCACUAUCGUUCAUGUUCGAAUACAUUGGCGAAAUGGCCAAGGACUACGUAUACGCCAUCACACCUUUGCUCGAAGACGCUCUCAUCGACCGAGAUCAAGUUCAUCGUCAGACUGCUGCAUCAGUUGUCAAGCACGUUGCCCUCGGCUGUGUUGGCCUCGAUUGCGAGGAUGCCAUGAUCCACCUGCUCAAUCUUCUGUGGCCCAACCUGUUCGAAACCAGUCCUCACGUCAUUGAUCGCAUUGUUGAGGCCAUUGAGGGUGUCCGCAAUGCCGUCGGUACACCCUUAGUCAUGAACUACGCAUGGGCUGGUCUUUUCCACCCUGCGCGCAAGGUUCGACAACCGUACUGGCGCAUCUACAACGAUGCAUACGUACAGUCAGCCGACGCCAUGGUGCCUGCGUAUCCAGCGUUUGAGGAGGAGAAGACAAGGAGGCACGAACUGGAUAUCUUCAUCUAG